Linum trigynum is the source of this 3344-nucleotide messenger RNA. The record is from the annotation of a GenBank genome assembly. NCBI's taxonomy places the organism in Eukaryota, Viridiplantae, Streptophyta, Magnoliopsida, Malpighiales, Linaceae.
UAUAUAAAUCUCUUAUAAAUGUGAAAGUUAUAUCUCGUCGAUUUGCAAGAUUAUAUGUUCCAUUGUUACCAAAACUGACCUUUCAAAAUAUUUUAUCAAUAAUAGCAAGAAUCAAAUCGUUAAACUAAAAUACAAAAAAAAAAAUAAUAAUAAUAAUUAAACUCCAAUUCAACAAACCAAUAAUAAGCCAUUUUAUUGUCCUUUUGUGUUGUGAGCUUCACCUUUUCUCUAACGGAUCCUUUCUUCAACUCCCCGUUUCAAUUUUCAGGUGACGGCCCCAUCGGAAACUUCGCCGGAGAUGGAUCCCAGAAUCUGGAACACGCUGCCGGAGGACAUCCUCUAUCGCAUCCUCUCCGUUGCAUCUCUCGAAACCCUCUUAAUUCUCCGAUCCACAUGCAAACGCUUCAAUUCCCUCUUCCUCUCCCCUGCCUUCCUCUCCAAUUACAAAUCCUCCCAACCUUCACCCUCUUUCCUCCUCCUCUCCCACCCGCACUUCGGCCGCAACCGCUUCGCCGUCUACGACACCCUCCGCCGCCGAUGGCGCAACCGCUCUUUACCCAUCUCCGCUUUCCUCCCCAGAUACAUUGCUUCAUCCACCCUCCUCGCCUCCUCUAAAGGCAUCCUCUGUUUUUCCCUCCCUGCCUCCCCUGUUUCAUUCCUCGUCUGCAAUUUCUUGACCAAAUCUACAAGGAUCAUCAAAUUCCCAAAUCAUCCUUUCCCGAUUGACUCCCUAACCUUAGUAGUCCCCACCCGCUCUUCCGGUGGCUACAAAAUUUUCGCCCUCUGCCCCAGCAUCUCGUUCCGACAGGGAUUCGUCUACGACUCUGCCUCCCGUCGUUGGCACCAAUUCGACGACAUUACCCCUAAUAUUAAAACCAAUACCCGCCAGGAAGGAGUAAUUCACGGUGAUUCCCUCUACUUUUACACCGUGGAGCCGUACUCGAUCGUUGGGUACGACUUGGAGCAGAGGAGGUGGAACAGAGCAUUGAGCGUCGGGGAACUCAUCGCCGGCGGCAGUCGGGUUUCGUUUGUGAGGUUGGUGGGCGACGCCGGCGAGCAGAAGAUGUACUUGAUCUGCGGAAUUGCGAUGGGGUAUGGGACGGUGAGUGAGGUGAAGGUGUGGGAACUGGACGAUGCGGGGAGGAAAUGGGUGGAACAGGGGAGCAUGCCGGCGGAGAUGUGCCGGAAAUUCGCGGCGGUUUGUUAUCACAAUUACCAGCAUUUGUAUUGUCUGUGGCAUGGAGGGAUGAUUUGCCUGUGUUGCAAUACUUGGCCGGAGGUGUUGUGGUUCGACGUCGCGGCGAGGGAGUGGGGGUGGCUGCCCAAGUGCCCUCUGCUGCCGGAGAAGGGGAAUUUUGGGUUCAAUUGGUUUUCUGUUGUUCCGGAUUUGAAUACCUUGGUUUGAGUGUUAUCCUUUUUUUCUAUGGUUUUCACUCAUCUGCAUGAUUAUAUGUAAGAGAGAAGAAGAAAGGAUUUAGGACUAUGUAAGAAGGUAUCUUUUGUAUAUACUUGCAUUGACAAAAUCGAAAUGAAAGGAAGACAAUUCAUCGUAUUUUUAGGAAUAUUUGUAUGUAUUCAAAUAUGCAUCUCAAAAUUAGUAUACGAAAAUCUUCCGAACUCUUAUUGCUUUUCGAUUUUACCAAUCCAAGACCAAAACCUCUAGUUUCGUUUAUCGGGCGGCUGUCAUGUUUGCCGUCACUCUAUCUAUGUUGAUAAUGAUUGUUCUCCUUGCUUGCCAUGAAGUGGUCUUCAUGUACAAAAGUCAAGGAUCAUCUCCAUCCACGUUUUAGAAUCAUAGAUCUUGAUAAUCUCAAGUAGUUUUUUUUGGGAUCGAAGUCUCGAAAAAUCGAAAAGAUGUUGUCUUGGAUAUUCUCUAACACGCAUGAGUUACUGCUACAGGUGUCCCUCCUCUUACUACAUAUAGCAAAGUCACCACCUGACCGCCUUGGAAGAGGAGCAUCGAAGCCAAACUCAUAUCAACGUUUGAUCGGUCAUCUUCUUUCCUUAGUAAUGACUCCUCAUAACAUUUACUUAUUCGAGUCUCACAUAAUCAAACAACUUUAAUCAAGCCUUAAACAUAAUAAGUGCACCUAUUUAGUUAAUGUUUUAUGAACCCAACAUACAUAAUUAUUAGCCCAAGCUAUUACCCCACUUCUUUUUCCCACAUAAACUUUUACCCUACUUUCCUAAAGACAAUUUGUCGAGUUCAUGGCAAUCAAGGAACAUUAAACAAAUGAAUCCAACACAUAUAUUGGUCUCUCUCUAAACAUCUUCAUUCACAAAUUACAAUAAACAAUCAUGGAUUUGCUCCCUAAUCUCAUAAUCAAUCCUUCUACCUUUCACCCAUUAGUGCCUACCACUAUCCCAAUUUGACCUUGACAAAACUUUGGCCGGGGGAAAUGCCGAGACACGAUGGAGCAUCCAAAGGCUUUAAUUAUUCAUAGUUUUUUGCUCUGUUCUCAAGUGCUGUUUGGUACCACGGAUGAAAAAGAAAAGAGGGAGAGAAAAUGUGUGCACUUUCUCGGGAAAAUAUGGGUGGGAAAAUCAGGACCCCUCCCUCCACUUUCCAUGACAAUGUUGAAAGGAUCGAUGGCAUAACACUGUAUCGUGUUUGUAUGGUCAAAUUUCCAUUCGAGUUUCCCUCUGUUUGUGUGAUUCGUCACUUCUUUCUUUCAUAGGUUGAAAAGCAACUAACUAUGCACCAUUUUGGGUUUAGCAAAGUCCUCAAUCAUCAUCUCCAUUACUCUACUCAUAUCAUGUCAGCUAUAGGAUCUAUAGAUGAUGGAUGAAGUUGCACUACUAUAGCUGCAAUUGCUAUAGGUCAACAAUGGUAACUCGGAUUCAUCUCGAGUUUGGAGUGGUUCUGGUGGUGGGAUUCGAUGCAGUUGUGCUGUUAUUGAUUGUACCCGAGAUUUAUUAGAAUUAGUUAUCGGUUUGAUCAUAAUGUGGUUGAGAUGUUCAUAAAGUUCGAACGAUCGAUAUAUAAAGAGGUGGAUCUAUUCAUAAGAAGACAACUAGGCAAGUUGUCUCAUGCGUGGAUGGACUUUAUAACCAUACACAACGUAGUGUUAUUUCACCUAGCUAUUUGCACACUUAUUAGGUCGAUCAUUUUGCAAUAAAGGUUGAUUGAAACAUAUAUAUCCAUGCAAGGAUGAAAUUGAUGAUCAAACUAAACUUGUCCGAAACAACAUGAAGAAGAUGUGAUGUCACAAUGAGCAAUUAUGAUACUCAACUCUUGAGAUACUAUAAUUGUGCUAAUUGCUAAAUACUUGCUUGAUAUCGAAUUUCCGUUCUUUCGAGGAUAAAAUGCUUUAACAACGCGAUAACAAAGAUAAUUAUGUGAU